AUGGAUGGCAGGUAUGAACUCGCUCAGCGAAUGCUUUGUAAAAGGAAGCCAGUUGUAGUAUUAGAGAGGCUGGAUUAUAUUCCCAAAGCAAAGAAGCCAGCUGUACCAUUAAACAGGUCGAAUUUUCCUGAAAUAAAGCAGCCAAUUGUACUAUUACACAGGAUGAAGAAUAUUCCCGAAGCAAUCCAAAAGGUCAAAAACCACCCUGGGGAUGGAGAAGCAAAAAAUACAGAGGAGCAAAUGAAAAUGGCAAAGAAAAAGAAGGAAAAAAAAAGUAAAUGUGUAGACAGAGCAAGCUCGAAACAGAAAUCAGAAAACAAUGAUCCUCUGGACAGAAUAAUGGACAUAGAAAUGGAGUUGGUCUACAUUGACGAGGAGGACAUUCCCUUCGAGUUUCCUGCACCCGUGGUGUCUUCAAGCACAGAAUCGUCAGGUUGUGAUUCUGGAGAAGUAGCUGUGCCGAGCACAUCUCGUGGCAGCUCUUGGACUCGCGUUAACAAAUCGCUUCAACAGGUCCUCCAGGAAGCCAGCACUUGCUACCGGCAGAGCGACUAUGCCGGAGCAGUGGAGAAGUUCUCAGCAGCACUGGAGCUUUGCAGUAAAGGUGUUGCUACAGCUGCCUUUCGGUCAAGUGCAGAAGAUAUUUCCAGUAUUGCCAGUUUUAUUGAGACAAAGCUCGUAAUCUGCUACUUAAAACUGAGGAAGCCUGAUGAUGCUGUGAAUCAUGCACACAGGAGCAUUAUUCUGAACCCAGCUUAUUUCCGGAAUCACCUGCGCCAAGCUGCUGUGUUUAGGUGCUUGGAGAGAUACUCUGAAGCUGCAAGGAGCGUCAUGAUUGCUGAAUAUAUAUACUGGCUGACAGGAGGCACUGAGCAGCGUACGAGCAAUCUCAUCAAACAGUAUUGGGAGGCUAUGCUUGAUGAAGCCAUCACUACAGAAGUAUCUUUUUCGAUUAUGUACACACCAUUUGUGAAGGACAUGAAGGCUAACAAAAGAAACGCGAUAAGGGACAUAUUUGUUAAAAAGCACCCUGAUUACUCGGCGUAUAUAUAUACAGAUCCUCACGGAUUUCACAUCUUGCCACAAACGGCUGAGUGGCCAUAUCUGCCUCACAGGAAGUACUCACUGACUCUGGGUUUCAGAAACAACCAGCUUCGAAAAAUCUUGGAAAGGUGGUCAAGCAAAAGAGUGCCAAUCUUUUCAGAACGGAAAGCACCUUUCUGUCCUCUCACAAAAGAAGAAGCAAAAAGAUUUUGGGAUAACACUGGGAAAAAGAUCAUGGCAGUAAUGGAUAUCAUAAGAAGCACCAAAUUAAUUGACGAUAUCUGCCCGUGCGCACGUGGGAUAGAGAAGUUGCAUUAUGCCAGCCUCCUCGGCCAUUUGGAGAGAGAUGAGGAAAAGUCCCAAGAGAUUAAUCAAGCGAUGGCUGAGCUAGCAACCCUCCCCUACCUGCAGGACAUCAGUCAGCAGGAUACCGAACUGCUGCAGUCGCUAAUGGCAGAUGCCAUGGACACCCUUGAAGGAAGAAGUGAUAAAGGACGUGUGUGGAAUAAAAUUCAAAAGAUUGGACUAAUUGAAGAUUAUUUAUAUCAAGUAGAAGACAAUUACUUAAGGAACAAAAGGCACAGAAUAGCUAGGAUGGAAAGAAGGAAGAGGACUAAAGAUAUACAGCAAAAUAACAGACCAGGAAAUACAAACCUGCCCUUUACAAGCCCUAGUGACACGGCCACGCAGCAAACAAGAUUCAUGCC
Messenger RNA from Apaloderma vittatum (bar-tailed trogon), 1751 nucleotides. RefSeq names its product spermatogenesis associated 16 (gene SPATA16). Gene Ontology annotation, biological process: spermatogenesis. Gene Ontology annotation, cellular component: Golgi apparatus. The record is from RefSeq and is a predicted model, not a curated record. Gene Ontology annotation, molecular function: protein binding. The transcript has 11 exons. Lineage: Eukaryota; Metazoa; Chordata; Aves; Trogoniformes; Trogonidae. The annotation marks the transcript as partial.